UUGAAUCGCGUGGUCUCUGCUUUGCGUCUUCCCGCUAGCAAACUCUAACAAGUCUUUAACAUAUAGACGGGCGUCAUUAUCAUCUGUCUCUAUAACACCGUCAACUGCUUCACUGAUUAAUCUGAUCAGCGAGUGCCGUUUACUCUGUCCCUCUGCAGACACUUUUGCAGUUGAUCCAGCUGCAGGCGGAGCAGCACCUCGCUUAGCCGAUCCUGGAGCUGCUCUAGGUCCAUGCUCAGCAUCGUGACACACUCAAUACGGCACCGCCGAUCCCAUCCUCAUCGCCAAUUUUUGUAACACACUUGAAGAAGACUACAACAAGCGUGUGUUUCAGCUUAAACUGUCUAGGCCCGAGCUGAUUGACUUUGAAGGCAUUUCUAUGAUUCACUACUUCACUGACAACUGGGAAAAUGUGAAGAACUUCCAGGCAAGACCAGAUGACAUUCUGAUCGCCACUUACCCCAAAGCAGGUACCACCUGGGUUUCUUAUAUACUGGACCUGUUGUAUUUUGGUAAUGUGGCUCCAGAGCGCCAGACUUCUCAGCCUAUCUACAUGAGGGUGCCAUUCCUGGAGUCCUGCUUUCAAGUUAUUCCAUCAGGGACCGAACUGAUUGAUAAUCUGAAGACUUCUCCUCGCCUCAUCAAAACUCAUUUACCUGUUCAGUUGGUGCCGAAGUCCUUUUGGGAGCAGAACUCAAGGGUGGUGUAUGUAGCCCGUAAUGCAAAAGACAAUGCGGUAUCCUACUUUAAUUUUGACCGCAUGAACAUGGCAGAACCCGAACCGGGAGACUGGAACACCUUUAUACAGAAGUUUAUGGAAGGAAAGAUUUUGUUUGGUCCGUGGUUUGACCAUGUCAGCGGAUGGUGGGAGAAGAAACAGACAUAUUCUAACUUACAGUACUUGUUCUAUGAGGAUUUGGUUGAAGACACCGGACGUGAGGUGGAACGCUUGUGCUCCUUCUUGGGAUUAUCGACUUCACCCGAGGAGAGAGAGAAAAUAACAAAAGGAGUUCAUUUUGAUGCCAUGAAAAACAACAAGAUGACCAAUUAUUCCACUCUCCCUGUUAUGGACUUCAAGAUCUCACCCUUCAUGAGGAAAGGUAAAGUUGGAGACUGGAAAAAUCACUUCACUGUGGCACAAAAUGAACAGUUUGAUGAAGUCUACAAACAAAAGAUGAAGAACACCACUGUCAAGUUUCGGACUGAACUGUAAAGCUUGUGUUCUGGACAACGCUAGACAUAUUUACUCACUGAGGGUUUAAUAGGAGGCAAAUUAAUAAUUGUUUUCAUUUACAGAUUAUUUUGGAUUUUAAUAAUUUUAAUGAUUAUAAAACAACUUCUCAUAUCCCAGUUUAAUAAGCAAAGUUCUGGGCUAUUGUGUCUUUCAGUCGGGGAUCCAAAAUAAACAACACGAUCUCAAUGGAAUUCGUGACAUUAUUAUAUGUAAUCUUUUAAUUUGUGUAAACUGACACGAAUAUCCCCCUUUUUUCGUCUCAGCAGCACGACUUUCAAUGUAAUGUAUAAAUAUAUAUCCACGGAAUCUGAUGACAAUUCAUACCUAUUUUAUAAAGUGGCUUAUUCUUGUGAA
This is a messenger RNA of Triplophysa dalaica, 1588 nucleotides long. RefSeq names its product cytosolic sulfotransferase 3. Gene Ontology annotation, biological process: sulfation. Gene Ontology annotation, molecular function: sulfotransferase activity. The transcript is spliced from 8 exons. Lineage: Eukaryota; Metazoa; Chordata; Actinopteri; Cypriniformes; Nemacheilidae. Gene Ontology annotation, cellular component: cytoplasm. Bases 380 to 1213 code for a protein of 277 amino acids. The record is from RefSeq and is a predicted model, not a curated record.